Molecule: messenger RNA, 2193 nt
Organism: Mycosarcoma maydis (corn smut)
Lineage: Eukaryota; Fungi; Basidiomycota; Ustilaginomycetes; Ustilaginales
Product: putative methionyl-tRNA synthetase
Exons: 1
Coding region: 1-2193 (730 amino acids)
Biological process (GO): methionyl-tRNA aminoacylation
Cellular component (GO): aminoacyl-tRNA synthetase multienzyme complex; cytosol
Molecular function (GO): methionine-tRNA ligase activity; ATP binding
Source: RefSeq, a predicted model, not a curated record
AUGGCGUCCCCCUUCCCGGUGGCUUUGCCAGUGUCCCAGACACGGGCCCACAAUGACUCGGCUUCUGUCCUCAUGAAGGUCACUACCGAAACCGCUCGCAAGAACGAAAAAGUUCUACCAAAGGAUGGCGAGCCCAACAUCCUUGUCACUUCUGCGCUGCCUUACGUCAACAAUGUCCCACAUCUCGGCAACAUCAUCGGCUCCACGCUGAGUGCCGAUGUCUACGCUCGUUACUCCAGAACAAGGAAUCGUAACACGCUCUACAUCUGCGGCACAGACGAAUACGGUACUGCCACCGAGACAAAGGCCUUGGAAGAUGGUGUCACGCCUCAGGAGCUCUGCGACAAGUACCACGCACAGCAUGCUCAGGUCUACGAGUGGUUCCAGAUUGGCUUUGAUCAUUUUGGUCGCACCACCACACCCAAGCAGACCGAAAUUGCCCAGGACGUCUUCUUGAAAUUGUACAAGAACGGCUACCUCGAGGAGCGCACCAUGACCCAGCUCUUCUGCCAAAAGUGCGUCCGCUUCCUCGCCGACCGAUACGUAGAGGGAGAAUGCCCGCGUUGUGGAUACGACGACGCGCGAGGAGACCAGUGUGACAAGUGCGGUCAGUUGUAUGAUGCUGUCGAACUUGUUAAGCCCCGCUGCAAGCUCUGUUCGUCGCCUCCCGUCCAGAAGGACUCUUCGCACAUGUUUAUCCGGAUCGACGAGCUGCAACCAUUGACCGAAAAGUGGGCUAGGGAGCAGGCGCAGAAGGGAGGUUGGAGCUCCAACGGUAAGCUCAUCACCGAGAGCUGGUUCAAGGAGGGUCUCAAGCCUUUCAGUUUGACGCGUGAUCUCAAAUGGGGUGUUCCCGUCCCCAUCAAGGGUAUGGAGGACAAGGUGCUCUACGUGUGGUUCGACGCUCCUAUCGGCUACCCAAGCAUCACCGCCAACUACACGGACGACUGGGAGAAAUGGUGGAAGAAUCCUGACAAUGUCAAGCUUUACCAGUUCAUGGGCAAAGACAAUGUUCGUUUCCACACCGUGAUUUUCCCGUCCUGUCUGAUCGGAAGCAAGGAUCCCUACACGCUGCUUCACCAUAUCAACACCACCGAGUAUCUGCAGUACGAAGGCGGCAAGUUUUCCAAGUCGAGGAACAUUGGUGUUUUUGGUGACAAGGCUCGUGAUCUUGGUUUGUCAGCCUCAGUGUGGCGCUACUAUUUGCUGGCCAACCGCCCGGAGACGGCCGACAGUCAGUUUGCAUGGCGCGACUUCAUCGCUCGCAAUAACUCGGAGCUGUUGGCUAAUCUGGGCAACUUCUGCAAUCGUGUGUUGACUUUCAUGAAGAAGUACGACUAUGUGAUACCCGCUAUCCCUUCCGACUCGAAGUUGCGAAGCUACAAGGAUGGGCCGGUGGCGGCGGCCGCUGAGGGAGCGGAUGAUGCCUCGUCGAGCGUCAUUUCUCGCUUCGCUCGAGAUGUCAACUUGAUCCUGGGUCAGUACAUUUCGUCCAUGGAGGCGGUCAAGAUUCGAUCGGGUUUGCAGCAUAUGAUGGCGCUCUCUGCGCGCGGCAACCUUUUCCUGGUCGAAUCGCACUUUGACAACACGCUCUUCACCGAAUCUCGCGCUCGCUGCGACGAGGUGAUGAUCGUAGCGCUCAAUCUUAUCUGGCUGCUCUCGGCGCUGAUCCACCCGUUCAUGCCCGAGACGUCGGACGCGAUCCUCAAGCAGCUCGAUGCGCCACCUCGCGCUGUCCCCGAGGACGGAAAGUUCUACCUCGACCUGUUACCGGGACACAAGAUUGGCGUCGCCUCGCACCUGUUCAAACAGAUCGAUCCGAAGCAGGAAGACAUCUGGCGCGUCCAAUUCGGCGGUGGUGCCGAUGGUACAAAGCAAGAGGAAGCUCCGAAAUUGAGCAAAAAACAAGCGAUGAAGGCGGCGAAAGCUGCCAAGAAGCAAUUGGAAGCUAGCAAACCGCAAGUAAAGAACAAGACGCCGGAGCUAAUCGAGUUGGAAGGCAAAGUAGCAGCGGAAGGCGAAACGCUGAAGCAAUUGAAGGAAGGUGUCAAGAAGGCUAGUGAGGCGGAGGAUAAGGCGCAGUUGGAAAAGCAGGUCGAGGCUCAGUUGGCGAGCUAUCUGGUGUUGAAGAAGCAGAUGGAGGAGUUGACUGCGCAGUUGGCCAAGUUAGAGGUUGACGGAGCGACUGCAUAG